GUCUUUUUAUUUCAAAAGGCUGCUGUCUACAAGUGUAACAUGGCUGGUAAGCCUGCUGUGAUUACUCGUGUUGUGGACAGUAUGACUGACAACCUGAGACCAACUCGUGCAGAAGCAACUGACGUGGCUAAUGCAGUACUUGAUGGAAGUGAUGCAAUUCUUUUAGGUGCUGAAACUCUUCGAGGAUUAUAUCCUGUUGAGACUAUUUCAACUGUGGGUAAAAUUUGUGCAGAGGCUGAGAAGGUUUUCAAUCAGGAUUUGUACUUUAAAAAGACUGUGAAAUAUGUUGGUGAACCGAUGACCCAUUUGGAGUCUAUUGCUUCAUCUGCUGUACGUGCUGCUAUCAAAGUUAAGGCUUCUGUUAUCAUUUGCUUCACGUCAUCGGGAAGAGCUGCAAGAUUAAUUGCAAAGUAUAGGCCUACUAUGCCGGUAUUGUCGGUCGUUAUUCCUCGGCUCAAAACAAACCAACUUCGAUGGAGUUUCACUGGGGCUUUUGAAGCUAGGCAAUCGCUCAUAGUCAGGGGCCUUUUCCCCAUGCUUGCUGAUCCUCGACAUCCUGCGGAGUCUACAAGUGCCACGAAUGAGUCUGUUCUGAAGGUUGCUCUUGAUCAUGGCAAGGCCUCUGGUGUGAUAAAGUCACAUGAUCGAGUUGUCGUCUGCCAGAAAGUUGGGGAUGCUUCGGUGGUGAAGAUUAUCGAGUUAGAGGAUUGAACAGCUGCUUUUUGGUGACUCUGCAUGAUGGUCAAGUUCCAACUGGAGCUUGAUACCUAUAAUUUAUUGAGUGUAUGCUGAAGCAAUUCCUGUUCCAGUUAAAGGCAUUAUACAGCCAACAAUGUUUGGUGUUGGUUACAGACUCCGAAUUGCAUGUUGAUUCUUCCUGUCAUGUGUAAGGCAAUGCCGGAGUAGCUUGCAAAUAUUUGCAUUUUGCAAUCUUGGAUAAUUGCUAAGAUGCUCGUUUUUGAAGCCUA
Molecule: messenger RNA, 968 nt
Organism: Elaeis guineensis (African oil palm)
Lineage: Eukaryota; Viridiplantae; Streptophyta; Magnoliopsida; Arecales; Arecaceae
Source: RefSeq, a predicted model, not a curated record